Molecule: messenger RNA, 1730 nt
Organism: Oryza brachyantha (malo sina)
Lineage: Eukaryota; Viridiplantae; Streptophyta; Magnoliopsida; Poales; Poaceae
Product: probable serine/threonine-protein kinase PIX13
Exons: 6
Coding region: 202-1443 (413 amino acids)
Biological process (GO): protein phosphorylation
Molecular function (GO): protein kinase activity; ATP binding
Source: RefSeq, a predicted model, not a curated record
GCUGCCAGUAGCAGGAGAUGCGUUUGGUUGGUUGCUCUCUCUCUCACUCCGCCGCGCGCCGCCCAACAGCAAAGUGAAAGAGCAUAAAUAUUCCAUAUAACUUCCUUGGAUCGAUCGGUUGGUUGCUCGCUCGCAAACUAAAACUUCCUUCCCCUCCUCCCCCCACCCCCCACUCGAUCUGCUGCAACAACAAUCAAAGCCAUGGGCAACUGCGCCAGCGCCAUAGAUUCCUCCUCCUUCUUCUUCUUCUUCAAGAGGCCCAACAGCAACGACAACAUCCCAGGAAUGUCUGCAUCAAAGAGGACAACUAGCUCCACCACCACCGGGAGGCUGUCAACUCUUAGUGACAGUACCUUCAUGCCAUCGACUGUUAGUGGUGUAAGCACGGACGAUGCUUAUCCAGACGGCCAGAUUCUUGAGUCCCCAAAUCUCAGGAUAUUCACCUUUGCCGAACUGAAGAAUGCUACAAAGAAUUUCAGGACUGAUACAGUUCUUGGGGAGGGCGGAUUUGGGAAGGUUUACAAGGGAUGGGUUGAUGAGAAGACCAUGAACCCAUCCAAGAGUAGCACCGGCAUUGUGGUUGCUGUCAAGAAGCUCAACCCUGAGAGUGUACAGGGAACGGAGCAAUGGGAGUCUGAAGUGAAUUUUCUUGGGAGGAUUUCACACCCCAACCUUGUGAAACUCUUGGGCUAUUGCAAGGAUAACGACGAACUACUUCUUGUUUAUGAGUUCAUGGCAAAGGGGAGUUUGGAGAAUCAUCUGUUUAGAAGAGGAGCAGUUUACGAGCCACUGCCUUGGAGCCUCAGACUGAAGAUUCUCAUUGGCGCAGCUCGUGGCCUUGCCUUCCUUCAUUCAUCCGAGAGACAGAUCAUCUACAGGGACUUCAAGGCUUCAAACAUCUUACUAGAUUCGAACUUCAAUGCAAAGCUCUCGGACUUUGGGUUGGCCAAGCAUGGUCCAGAUGGUGGAUUGUCUCAUGUGACAACACGCGUCAUGGGUACUUAUGGCUAUGCGGCUCCAGAGUAUGUUGCUACCGGUCACCUGUAUGUGAAGAGUGAUGUAUAUGGCUUCGGCGUUGUGCUGCUUGAGAUGCUCUCUGGCCUGAGGGCACUGGACCCGAGCCGCCCCAGUGGGAAGCUGAACUUGGUGGACUGGGCAAAGCCAUUACUGGCUGACCGGAGGAAGCUGAGCCAGCUGAUGGACAGUCGGCUUGAGGGGCAAUACCAUUCCAGGGGAGCCCUCCAAGCUGCUCAGCUCACUCUCAAGUGCCUGUCUGGUGAGCCCAAGAACCGCCCAUCCAUGAAAGAAGUCGUUGAGGCUCUCGAGAAGAUCGAGUCGAUUAAGACCAAGUCGAGGGAGCCCAGGAACAGCUCCUCCCUGGUGCGUGGACAGGGGAAUUCACCCAGGAGCAACAGCUCGAGGACGAGCUCUAGGGGCAGAUGAUCAUGGUGAUACAUAGGAUGGACUGAUAUGAUUCUGUUGUUGGUGGUGUAAAGUUAACUAGUAGACCUCAAUUCUUGAUGUCAUGGCGAAGUUUGCACCGAUCAUGAUGAUCAAUGUAACAGUACAGCCAUAUACUAAGGCUUUUUUUGUAGCUGUCAUAUACAGUAGUUCAUAUGCAUAAAUUCAAUUAUUUUUCCAAUGAAGCACCAUGGUCCAUGGGUUGAACUGCACCAAGUUGAUGGGAGUAGUGUAAAAUCUAGAUUUAAUCACAGUGUGCAACAUCAGCU